Molecule: messenger RNA, 3534 nt
Organism: Hydatigera taeniaeformis
Lineage: Eukaryota; Metazoa; Platyhelminthes; Cestoda; Cyclophyllidea; Taeniidae
Source: the annotation of a GenBank genome assembly
AUGGCUCUUCACACGGGCACUCUUGGUGGACUUGGGCAAGUAGGCGGUCCACUGGAGACAGCGAGUGGUGCCAGUGGUGGUGGCGGCGGUGGUACAGGUGGGGGAGCUGGUCUCACGGGUGACGCAGCACAGACGUCGGCAAUGCCAACUACCGCUCAUCCUCCUACCUUCAUAAAGUACGCCCCCACCCCUUACGCUCCUUCGGCGGGGGACCCUUAUGCAAAUGGGGGAAGCGGCGGCGGCGGCCUAGUUUCCUACUCUGAGGAGAGCGCAGGCCAGCCUCCUCCCGCUACACCAACAGCCGCCAUACAGAUGCAACAAUUUCCAUCUCAGCCGCAAUCACAGCGUCUUGUCCAGCCCCCAGCUCUUAUUGACCCAGGCUACUAUAUGCAAUCGUGUUGGGGUGCGUCUCCCCCAGGCUCCACAGGUCAGUCUGGUGGAAUGAUUGGUCAGCCGCAGGCACCACCCUCCGUGCAACAACAACAACAACCAAACUUUGAUGAAUCUCUCAUAAGUAACGGGAGCGUGGUCGUGGUAUCCUCCACCCCAUCCUCGUCAUCGACUUGCUCCACUCCAGGGGGUUGCACUGUUGUCAGUGGCCUAACAGUGCCUGGCGGCGGUAGUGGAUGUGGGGACCGUAGACUCAUUACUCCUCCCAUGGGUCCACUGCCUCCUCCCCCAUCAACUACUCCCGUGCCUGGCGGUCUCUAUGGUCCAAGAUUCGCUACCAUGCCACUGUAUCACCAUAACCCUGGUGCCACGGCCUGCAUUCCCCAACAAUCUUCAGCGACAUACGUGCCAAUGACACCAAACAACCAUGACCCGACCUGCCUUACCCCUGGAUUUGCUGGGGCCCCGACAAUGAAUGGUCAGCGCCUCUACAUGCCCACACCUCACAGUGGCGUUGGAUUAGGGCCUAGAAUGCCUCCAGGAGGUGCGCCACUUCGAGCUGCACCUGCGUUACCCUUUGGUUACUUCUCACUGGCUCCAUCUACCCCUGAGGGCAUCACCGCAGCUGCAAUGUGCCCCACCGCCGCUCCUGGUCCCUUUUCUGCUCCCCAUGGUCCUCUUCUCCCUCCUGAACAACAGAGUACUACUGGACGCAAGACUGAGUCCACUACUAGCAAAAAGAAGCGCACCAAAAACACUAAGACCCGAACAGCCACUGCGCGCGGUGGUAAUGGGAGAGGUACGGGUUUGGGUCCGAGUGCCAAUCCACCACCCAAGGUGGUGACAGUAGGUGCGCCUACUGCAGCCGGCCUCGCCGGCCCACCACCGCCACCCCAGAUGAUGGGCACGGGUAUGAUGUUACCCACCAAUGUCUCCACUCCUUCCCAGUCUCCCAUGUGGGCACCUCGACCUGCGGGGCCAGUCAUGACCAACGGAUCCAUGUUGCCAAUGGCUCCUCCGCCUCCUCCCGUCACAACCAAUCUUUCGGUCUCCUGCGCUCUUCCUUCCAAGGUCGUCGGUCUCCCUAUGUCCCCACUCAACAGCGUUGUACAUACACCACUUGUUCCACAUCAGCACCAUCCUACGGCAGGACCUGGAGCCACCGCAACCACUGCCAAUAGUAUUGCACCUCCGCCUUCACAGUCCUGUCCCUCCACUGUCUACGCUUCACCUGUUUCGCACCCUCUCCCUCCUGAACAGACGGCCGAGCGAUUGGUGUGUCCUAUUACCAAUGGAACAGUGGUGCGUCCAAUGGUGCUGCAUUUAGACGAGGAGCAGACUCGACAGUCACCAAACUCGCUUCAGGUCCGAACUUUUGAAUUCGACGUGUCAAAGAAUCAUUUGGAGACGAUAGUGGAACGUCCCGACUUGGAUAUUGUAGUCUGCAGUCACCUAGUGCACGAGCCACUGCAGGUGUGUCAUUGGCCUGCAGAAGCGGUACACAUCCGAUUCAACGGCACUGUCUUCCAACUCGAUCGAACUACCACUGCGGAUGGCCAGCCUGCGCAUAGAGUUUGUGGCGUUAAAUCACUCUGUCGACCCUCUCGUAACGUCAUCGAAGUCUUUCUUUCUCCUUCUCGUCCUCCUCCUCACCAAUUCCCAAAUUAUAGUCUCAAGCUCAUGCGAAUGCUUAAUCCUGUGUUCUCCCGACUGAAGGACCAUAGAUUCGCAGUAUUUAUGGCACAUAUGCCGGCGGUAAGCAUGGUGCUAGACGGGCUGCUACGGCGGGUGCCAGAGGAAUCGCUUUCCCUUACGAAACUUCUCAUCACCUCAUGGCGCAACCGACAAGCAGGUGGCGGGCAAGACCAACAUCUCGCCUCCACUACUCCGCCGCCUCCAGCCAACCAGUCUGUGGCGGCUGAAAUUAGUCUUGUUUGUCCUGUCUUCCGCUCGCGCAUGCAGAUCCCUGGCCGCUUGGUGGGCUGCCAUCAUCUCGAAGUAUUUGACAUGGAGGCCUAUCUCCAUCGAGAAGCAAUUUGGUCUCGACUCCUCUGUCCCAUCUGCAGUAACGGCAGCCCUGCGGGUUUGGACAACCUCUAUAUCGACUACUUUCUCCUCAACAUAAUCCAGCUAGCGCCAAAGACUGUCUCCACGGUGCAGGUGCGUUCAGAUGGUUUUUGGCGCCUCUCACCGCCUCUAGCAUGGCAGCUACCGCCUGGCAUCGAUCAAUGGCAGCCCAUCGUUGGUCCGCCCACACAAGCGUUCGCUUUCGCCCUUCAAAUCGGCCCUACGCUUCUCAUGACUCAACCGCCGCAGCCGCAUCAACCGCCAUUUCAAACUCAGCAACAGCAACCAGUUGCUACUAAUGGAUUAGAAGCUGGAGGACAAGCGCCUACCAGGCGUUCCUGCGGUACUAUGGCUUCUCCGAAUACAGGUGAAACGCCGGCGCCUUUGCUGAUAUACUCAGGUUUGGAGCCAUCCUCCGGAGGUUCGCAAAAUUCCACAGUCAAUUCCCAUCACCAGCACCCUUCCAAUCAGUGGAAUGCAGCUCAGGUAGUUAAAUCGACUUCGCCUACUCCUCUCUCAUCAACAUCAUCAACAGCUGUCGCCUUAUCUGCAGAAACAGGUAUGACAACCUCGGUGAAUCCAGUACCUCAGCCGACGAAUUGCAGAAAACGGGUUCUUAGCACGAGCAGUGCACAAUGUAUUGCUGUUCUACAUCCGAUAACGCAAACCGAGGGACAGGGGCUGCCGAGUAGUAUGCCAGACCUCCGAGUGCGAUCAGAGGCUGUUAGCAGUCAGGCAUCGCUGCCCAAGUCACUUCCAACGACUCCUAUACUGUUGAAACCCUCACCGCCUACUUCAACAUCUAAGAUCGGAAGUAAUAGUCUAUGCAAACGCAUUAGCGGCAGCAGCACCGCCAUUGGUGGUGGAGGGGGCGUUUGUGGGGGCGGAAUCGGCGAGGGCAGUACCCAGCUCUCCACAUCUACAUCUCCCUCCACUCAGCCGCCGCAGAAGCGCUCAAAAGUAUCUCAUCGUCAACUCACGGAUGAAGAGGUUCGGUGGGCUUUUGACGGUCUGUCUGACCUGAACUACUUUGAUGAUCCAGAACUAAUUCGCUUCAUAAACUCUCUACCCUUAUGA